Pelagomonas calceolata is the source of this 768-nucleotide messenger RNA. The record is from the annotation of a GenBank genome assembly. NCBI's taxonomy places the organism in Eukaryota, Pelagophyceae, Pelagomonadales, Pelagomonadaceae.
GCGCUGAGAGCGCCUGCAUUUGUCGGCCGCCCGCGCGGCCCACCGACGGCCUGGACGACCGGGGCAGCCUCGACGCCAUCGCCGCGACACCCCCGAACAAGGAUGCCGCCCCGCGGGAGAAGAACGGAGCUGGACAAGCAGUACGACUUCCGGCAAGGGAGUGAGUUGACAAGAGAGUUAGGAGAAGAAGCCGCAAAACGUUUAGAUGCGGCGUACAAGAUCAACAAGCGGGACAAGCUCAGAAAUGAUUUGAGGAGCGGUUUGAGCUGCUGGCACAUGCAAGUGAUGGACAAUAAAAUCAUGGACGAGCGCGCCGUCGCCGACAAAGCGCUCGAAGAUCAGACGAAGGCAAAAAACGUCACGAUCCUCGCCUGCGCUUACGAACGAGGCAAAGGGAGGAGUAGAAAUACAAAAAAAGCGCGAAAACUCUAUCAAAAAGCCGCGAUGAUGGGCGACACCGACGCCGCGAAAUUCCUGGCGGGCUGCUGUCUGCGGGGCGUCGGCGGCAAGGCCGACCCUGCGGAGGCCUUCCGGUGGUACAAGAAGGCUUAUGAGGCCGGGGAUUUAGGCGCGCAGGGGGCCUUGGCGGAUUUAUAUGAUGCCGGGCUCGGUUGCGAGAGAAACGCGGAGGAGGCGCAGCAUUUACUGAAGGGGUGCCGCAACGGUAUUGCGUUGGCACCGGGGGCCAAAGCCUUCCCGGCGCGGCUCGAUUCGAGUCGAGGGGGCAUGACCGCGAAGGAGCGCCAAUUAGCUAGGUAUAACUGGUAG